Molecule: messenger RNA, 2634 nt
Organism: Cottoperca gobio
Lineage: Eukaryota; Metazoa; Chordata; Actinopteri; Perciformes; Bovichtidae
Gene: znf668
Product: zinc finger protein 668
Exons: 2
Coding region: 133-2121 (662 amino acids)
Source: RefSeq, a predicted model, not a curated record
UCGUCAUCAUGGUCCUAGAGCCGUCCCCCGCCCUGCAGCCAGUCAACAGCAAUCACUGUGUCUCAAUGUAAAUGCAGCCGUGUACCGAGACGCUUUCCAGGCUUUCGACCAGCUAUUAAUGUCCUAAUUCAGAUGGCCUCUCCUCAGCCUGGCAGCCCACCUCUUGCAGAGCAGUGCACCCCUCCUGCACAGGAUGAAGAGAGCCAACAAGAGGAAGAGCUGGUGAAGGAUCAGCCUGCAAAAAAACGUGGCAGAGGCAGGCCACCAAAAGCCAAACCUUCCUUUAAAUGCUCUGCAUGCACGGAGGCUUUCAGGAGUCUGUCAGCGCUGCGGAGCCACAAGCUUUCGUCACAUGUAAAGGACCGUCAGCAGCAACACUCGUGCUCUCAGUGUACUAAAACAUUCUCGAGCAAGGCUCAACUCUCAAAGCAUGAGCGUACACACUCGGCCCAGCGCCCCUUUCAGUGUCCCGACUGUCACAAGGCUUACAAGACACCAACAGAGCUACGCAACCAUAGCCGCUCUCACACCGGGGAGAAACCAUUUGUAUGCACAGAGUGUGGUAAAGCCUUUAUGCAAGCUAUAUGCCUGAGGAUCCAUAUGACACAGCACAGUGGAGAGCGUCCCUACUCUUGCCGCCAGUGCUCGAAGAGCUACCCCACCCUGUCUAAACUGAAGGUGCACAUGCGCUCUCACACGGGAGAAAAGCCAUACUUCUGUGCUGAGUGCGGUAAGAGUUUUGCCGAUCCCUCUGUGUUCCGAAAACACAGGAGGAACCACCAAGGCCAUCGGCCGUACGCUUGCGAUGAGUGCGGGAAAACGUACACGGAGCUGAAGGACCUGAAAAAUCACGAGCGCUCGCACACUGGAGAAAAACCAUUCCUGUGCUCAGACUGUGGCAAAGCCUUCUCCCGCUCCUCCUCCUUGGCUUGCCAUCAGCGCAUUCACUCCCAGAAUAAACCCUAUCAGUGUGAGCAGUGUGGUAAAGGCUUCACUCAGCUCUCCUCCUAUCAGUCUCAUCUCCGCACUCACUCUGGCGAGAAGCCGUUCCUCUGCCCUCAGUGUGGCAAGAUGUUUUCUGACCCUUCCAGUUUCCGCCGCCACCAACGAGCCCACUUGGGUUUCAAGCCAUACCCCUGUGAUAAGUGCUCCAAAAGAUUCCGGCAGCCGGCUGAUCUGGCCGUGCACGAGCGUGUUCACUCUGGAGAGCGGCCUUAUAAAUGCCAGAGCUGUGACAAGGCCUUUGUAGCAUCAUGGGAUCUGCGGCGCCACAUGCUGGUCCACACAGGUCUUCGUCCCUUUUCUUGCACUGAGUGUGACAAGUCAUUUGCAGAGCGCUCCAGCCUCAACAAGCACCGCCGUGUGCACUCUGGAGAGAGGCCUUUCAAAUGUGAGGAGUGUUUGAAGUCAUUCGUGGUGUCCUCAAGCCUGCGAAAACAUGAGAGGACUCACCUAGCUGAGCAGUCUGAGCAGCAGCAGCAGCAGCAGCAGCAACAACAACAACAACAGCAACAUGAGACAGAGACUGGGUCAGCCUCAGGCUUCACAGCCCACACAACUCUCCCUCAGUUCUCCUGUACUCACUGCGAUGCUACAUUUGGAAGCUGGGAUGAAGUUCAGGCGCAUGAGAAUCUCCACUCCAUCGACUCUACUCCUCCGACUGUUACCAAAAUCGUGCCCACGGGCACACAUGCCUGUGAAGCCUGCCAGAUAGAGUUUGCACUGCUGGCAGACUUGCAGGAGCAUGAGAGGCAGCAUCCCAAACCGAGGCCUCAUGUCUGCAACAGCUGUGGCAAAGGCUUCCUUAACAAAUCUGGACUGCGUAAACACCAGAAGAUCCACUCCACAAGCAAACCUCACAGCUGCCCACACUGUGGCAAAGCUUUCCUGUUUGCUGCCUACCUUCGCAAGCACUUACGGACUCAUGCGGCCGCCACACAACUCAGUGACCUAAACAUUAUUCACACUGACCCGCUCCCUUCUCCUCCUCCCCCCAGUGAGGUUUCCUCCUCCACCGUUGAACCCAGCGCCAUAUCCCUGACAGUUCCAGUGACCGUACCUGUACCUGUGACUGCUUUUCAGUCUCUGCCAGAGUACUUAGUCAAAGAAGAGGGUCUUUAAGCUUUUUCUUUUUACCGUUUCGGAAUCUUUAUUCCACAAAUAUUUAUCCAGUGGCCUUAAAUCUUUUUCGAUGAUGGGUCUGAUGAGGUGUUGCUUUUCGAAAAACCUUCAAAAAGGUCAAAAUAGAGUCGACUUCAUGUAAAUGUAUCAGCGCUUUGUCACAGUUUUGCGUUGUCAUGAUAUUUGAAAGAUGUUAUGUAUGAUGCUCAUGUUUUAAAAUAUAUACUGUACUAUAAGUAACCUACUAUGAAAUUAUGUAUUCUGUUAUCUAUUCAUAAAAAAUGUGGUGUUGCAAACAUGUAUGCUGAUCACCUAGAUGUUGUACAUUCAGGUAAAUGUCUUUUUUAUAAUGCUUUAAAAGAAUUACAGCAUGUGUUAAAUUCUUUGAAUUUACAGUGUGUGUAGAAACAAACAACUUUUACCUGUUUUACUUUGUAAAUAUUACUAAUAUUAUAAAAGAUUGUCGCGUAAAAAAAAUAAUGUCUGUGGCAUUCCAAAACAUUUAAUUACCUU